Molecule: messenger RNA, 1785 nt
Organism: Rodentolepis nana
Lineage: Eukaryota; Metazoa; Platyhelminthes; Cestoda; Cyclophyllidea; Hymenolepididae
Source: the annotation of a GenBank genome assembly
AUGUCUUCCAUUAUUCCUAUAAUCGCAACUAGUGAUCAAAAUGGUAGUGUCAAUGCCAGCCGAUUUAUAUGGAAACCUUCUUCUCACCUCAGCUAUAUGUCUCAACUUGAUAUUGACCAAGUUGCUAAUAAUAUCCGACAAACUCCCAUUGGAUGCACUCUUGGCAAGUCUUGGUGUGGAUCAGAAGAUCUUGAAAAAAUGAUCAGAGUUGGAAUGAAUAUUUUAGUUAUUGAUCCAACGAUACUUUCGAGGGAUGUCUGCAAAGAAGUUGUAAAAUCCAUUCGAAAUAUUGAAAAAGAUUCUGAUCAUACAUUUAUUGUUGCUAUUGCAGUUGAUAUCAGCGGUGCUCCUGUGAGUACUGGAAAUUUUAGGGAGGGACUAGCUUACGAAGUUAAUUUAGAAGAAGGAGCUCGUGUCACUUUGACAUUAGAUGAGAAGUACAGGAAUAAUUGCACAAAAGAUAUGAUUUUUAUCGACACAGAAUACUUUCCCAAACUUAUUCAUAGCCUUCGCAAAGGAGAUCGAAUUUACCUAGACGGUCAAAUCGCCCUCUACAUUCGCGAUAUUGGCUUCGACUGCAUCAGCUGUGUUGUAGAGGAAGGUGGCCUAUUAGGAAGUUUCAAACGUGUUUAUCCACCAAGAAAUCGUCUUAAUCCAGAGUCUGUGUACGCUUCCUAUAUGAGGGAUCUCAAAUUUGCUUCUGAUAUCGAGGCCGAUUUUGUCUUUACCAACUUUUCUGAAAAUGCGGCAAUGAUACAAGAAGUUCGUAUGCACCUUCCCGAAAAAACCAAAGUGUUUGCGAAAUUAGAAAAUCAAGAAUCGAUUAAAAACCUUCGAGAGAUUAUUGAGUCGUCUGAUGGUGUGGUGAUCUGCCGAAGCAUUCUUGCUAUGCACUAUCGACAAGAGAAAAUUUUCAAACUUCAGAAGUACAUUAUCGGCAAUUGCAAUGUUUCUGAGAAGCCGGUUUUCUUGUCAGGACAAUUGGUUGAGUCAAUGACUUGUAAAGUGGUGGCAACUCGUGCUGAAGCCUCUGACAUCGCCAAUGCUGUUCUUGAUGGUGCUGAUGGACUUAUUUUGACAAUCGAAACUUCUAGGGGCACUUUUCCUUCCGAAACAGUUGAUGUUGUCGAUAAUAUCUGUCGUGAAGCCGAACGCGCAAUCUGCUACGAUAUUUCACGAAAUGAGUUGAAUGAUAUGCGAAUGAUACGAGGGCUGGCAAACAAUGCUAUCAAGAAUGUUACUGGAGCUUCAGCUGUCGAGGCUGCUGACAGUUGUGGGGCUUCUGCCAUCUUCAUUGUCACCACAACUGGAAUGUCAGCUAUCUCAAUUGCUAUGUCGCGACCCCCGUGCUUGGUUAUUGCUAUCACGAUCGACAUCAAUGUAGCUCGUUAUUGUCUCGCCUACAGAGGCCUCCAUCCAUACCUCUUCACGGGUGAGAAAGCGGAUGAAUGGUCUGAUGAUAUUGACAAUCGUAUUAAUGCCGGUAUUGGUUAUGCCCGAGGCAUGGGAUUGGUGAAGACUGGAGAUCGAAUUGUUGUGGUGGCAGGAUCAGUCGCUACUAGUGGCAGCACCAACACAAUGCACAUUUUCACUCUUGAGGGUGAAGUGGGUAAGCUGCGGUUUGUGGCAUCAUCGAAUGAGUUGGCUUCUGUUGGCGAAUCCGAGAAGAACCGUUCAUUCACUUUCUCAGAGAACGAUGUUUCUAAAGGGCAGAGGUAUUCUGUCAUGUUGGCUCGCAGUCGUAGCACCUUUGGCGGUAUCGCUGAUAUUCGUUCGCCAGUCUAA